AUGCCUUGCCCACCCCAGAGCUCAGAUGAGCUGGUGUUCUUUGUGAACGGGAAGAAGGUGAUGGAGAAGAAUGUGGACCCGGAAGUCACUCUGCUGGCCUUCCUGAGAAAGAACUUACGCCUCACAGGAACCAAGUAUGCCUGCGGAACUGGAGGCUGUGGGGCUUGCACUGUGAUGGUGUCUAAGCAUGACCCGGUGUCCAAGAAGACAAGACACUUCUCUGUCAUGGCAUGCCUGGUGCCCCUGUGCUCCCUGCACGGGACUGCUGUCACCACUGUGGAAGGUGUAGGAAGCAUCAAAACCAGGCUGCACCCCGUGCAGGAGAGAAUUGCCAAGAGCCACGGUACCCAGUGUGGAUUCUGCACGCCCGGGAUGGUAAUGUCCAUGUACACACUGCUCAGGAACCACCCACAGCCCUCAGAGGAACAACUCAUGGAAGCCCUGGGGGGUAACCUCUGCCGCUGCACUGGGUAUCGGCCAAUUCUGGAGAGUGGCAGGACCUUCUGUAUGGAGCGAAGUGAUUGUCAGCAGAAAGGAACAGGAAAAUGCUGCUUGGAUCAGAAGGAAGACGGUUCACUUGGAGUCAAAAGUGAUAUAUGCACAGAGCUAUUUUCAAAAGAAGAGUUCCAGCCCUUGGACCCGACCCAGGAGCUCAUAUUUCCCCCAGAACUCCUGAGGAUGGCUGAGAACCCAGAAAAACAAACCUUGACCUUUUACGGAGAAAGAAUUACCUGGAUCUCCCCAGGAACCCUCCAAGAUCUCUUGGCACUGAAGGCAAAAUACCCUGAAGCCCCUCUCGUUUCAGGCAACACAUCUCUGGGACCAGCCAUGAGAUCUCAAGGACACUUUUACCCAGUUCUCCUCUCUCUUGCUGCAGUUCCCGAUCUUAGAAUGGUGACUAAAAGCAGUGAUGGACUGACCAUUGGUGCUUGCUGCAGCCUGGCUCAGGUGAAGGACAUCUUGGCUGAGAGUAUCUCUGAGCUCCCAGAGGAGAAGACUCAGACCUACCGAGCUCUCCUGAAACACCUUCGGAGCCUGGCAGGACAGCAGAUCCGGAACAUGGCGUCCUUAGGUGGACAUGUUCUCAGCCGGCAUCGCUACUCUGACCUGAAUCCUAUUCUCUCUGUGGGCAAUGCCAUCCUCAACCUGCUGUCAGAAGAAGGCAUGCGGCAGAUUGCCCUCGAUGGACAUUUUCUUGCUGGGUUGGCAAGCGCAGACCUGAAGCCAGGGGAGAUUUUAGGAUCUGUAUACAUCCCUCACUCUCAAAAGUGGGAGUUUGUGUCCGCCUUCCGGCAGGCCCAGUGCCAUCAGAACGCUUUGCCUGAUGUGAAUGCGGGCAUGAGAGUCCUGUUCAGGGAGGGCACAGACAUCAUUGAAGACCUGAGCAUCGCCUACGGAGGGGUGGGGCCCACCACCAUCAGUGCUCACAGAUCCUGCCAGCAGCUUGUCGGCAGGCACUGGAAUGCACUCAUGCUGGACGAGGCUUGCAGGAGGCUUCUGGAUGAAGUCUCCCUCCCGGGCUCAGCUCUGGGGGGUAAAGUGGAGUACAAGAGGACUCUGAUGGUCAGCUUCCUCUUCAAGUUCUACCUGGAGGUUCUGCAGGAACUGAAGAGAAAAGUAAAGCUGUCCUCAGAGUCUACUGACAGCCAGCAUUAUCCAGUGAUUGCAGACCGGUUCCUGAGCGCUCUGGAAGAUUUCCAGGUCACACUACCCCAGGGAGUCCAAACAUACCAGAGAGUGGAUCCUCAUCAGCCUCUCCAAGAUCCAGUUGGACGUCCCAUCAUGCAUCUGUCAGGUCUUAAACAUGCCACAGGGGAAGCCAUAUUUUGUGAUGACAUCCCCAGGGUGGAUAAAGAACUUUUCAUGGCUUUAGUGACCAGUACCAGGGCUCAUGCAAAAAUCAUAUCAAUUGAUUCAUCUGAGGUCUUUACCCUACCUGGUGUGGUUGAUGUUAUUACAGCUGAAGACAUUCCAGGCACCAAUGGUGAUGACGAUGACAAAUUACUGGCUGUAGAUGAGGUGCACUGUGUGGGCCAGGUCAUCUGUGCCGUGGUUGCAGAGACUGAUGUUCAGGCAAAACGAGCAACUGAAAAGAUAAAAAUCACCUAUGAGGAUCUGAAACCUGUGAUUUUCACCAUCAAGGAUGCAAUAAAACACAAUUCAUUCCUGUGCCCUGAAAAGAAGCUUGAACAAGGAAACAUCGAGGAGGCAUUUGAAAACGUGGAUCAGGUGGUUGAAGGAGAGGUCCACGUUGGAGGGCAAGAACAUUUCUACAUGGAAACACAGAGAGUGCUCGUUAUUCCAAAGACAGAAGACAAAGAACUGGACAUGUAUGUGUCCACACAGGAUCCAGCCCAUGUGCAGAAAACAGUGUCCUCUACCUUAAACAUCCCCAGCAACAAGAUCACCUGCCAUGUGAAACGAGUGGGCGGAGGUUUUGGAGGAAAGGUGGGGCGACCAGCUGUGUUCGGAGCAAUUGCUGCAGUGGGGGCUGUCAAAACUGGCCAUCCCGUUCGUCUUGUUCUGGAUCGAGAAGAUGAUAUGUUAAUAACUGGGGGAAGGCAUCCAUUAUUUGGAAAAUAUAAAGUGGGAUUCAUGAACAGUGGACGAAUCAAAGCCCUAGACAUUGAGUGCUACAUCAAUGGAGGAUGCACACUGGAUGACUCGGAGCUGGUAACAGAAUUUCUUAUACUAAAGCUGGAAAAUGCAUAUAAAAUCCGAAACCUCAGAUUCCGAGGCCGGGCAUGCAUGACAAACUUACCAUCCAAUACAGCCUUUCGUGGGUUUGGCUUCCCACAGGGAACCCUGGUAACAGAAUCUUGUAUCACAGCUGUGGCAGCCAAAUGUGGGCUCCCACCAGAAAAGAUUAGGGAGAAAAACAUGUACAAAACAGUUGAUAAAACCAUCUACAAACAAGCUUUCAGCCCAGAACCCCUGAUAAGGUGCUGGACUGAGUGUCUGGACAAGUCUUCCUUUCACAUCAGAAGGACACAAGUAGAAGAGUUCAAUCGGAAGAACUACUGGAAGAAGAGGGGCAUUGCUAUAAUCCCCAUGAAGUUUUCAGUCGGCUUUGCUGCAACAAGCUAUCACCAGGCAGCUGCACUCGUUCACAUCUACACUGAUGGGUCUGUGUUGGUUGCACAUGGAGGCAAUGAACUGGGACAAGGCAUUCACACCAAAAUGUUACAGGUGGCCAGCCGUGAAUUAAAAGUGCCCAUGUCUCACAUGCAUAUCUGUGAAACAAGCACGGCUACCGUGCCCAAUACAAUUGCUACGGCAGCGUCCAUUGGCGCGGAUGUCAACGGCAGAGCUGUGCAGAAUGCCUGUGAGAUCCUUCUGAAACGUCUUGAGCCUGUCAUUAAGAAAAAUCCAGAAGGUACAUGGAGAGACUGGAUAGAAACAGCAUUUGAACAAAGAAUCAGCCUUUCAGCCACUGGAUACUUCAGGGGCUACAAGGCCUUCAUGGACUGGGAGAAGCAGGAUGGAGAGCCAUUCCCAUACUAUGUCUAUGGAGCUGCAUGUUCGGAGGUUGAAAUUGACUGCCUGACAGGCGCUCACAAGAAAAUCAGAACAGACAUUGUCAUGGAUGCAUGUUGCAGCCUGAAUCCAGCCAUUGAUGUUGGGCAGAUAGAAGGUGCAUUUAUUCAAGGAAUGGGCCUUUAUACCACUGAAGAGCUGCACUAUUCUCCAGAAGGGGUCUUGUACUCUCGGAGCCCAGAUGAAUACAAAAUUCCGACUGUCACUGAUGUCCCUGAGCAGUUCAACGUGUCCUUGUUGCCAUCAUCUCAGACCCCACUAACCAUCUACUCGUCUAAGGGCCUUGGGGAGUCUGGGAUGUUCCUGGGGUCAUCUGUGUUUUUUGCCAUUGCUGAUGCGGUAGCUGCAGCACGAAGAGAAAGAGACGUGGCUGAGGACUUCACCGUACAGAGCCCAGCGACACCAGAGCGCGUGCGCAUGGCCUGUGCAGAUCGGUUCACAGACAUGAUCCCAAGAGAUGACCCAAAGACAUUUAAACCUUGGUCUAUACCUAUAGCUUAAGCUGCUGUCAUCUCCUAAGAGAUAGAUAUUUCAGUACUCAAGUGAAAAGAUGGCUUAAUCCUACCUGGACUCCAGACUGAUACUCCUUUACUAUUAGACGGAAGAGCUGAGUGAUCCGUGUCACAAAGUUUAGAAACACUGUUCAAAUCUAACUACAGUAACAAGAUGAAUCAUUCUUACAAACCUGUUUACUUAGUGUCCUCAGCCUAGAGGCCACCAGGCAAGCACUGUGAUGCUUGAAGCAUGUUUAAUGCUGAGAAAAUGUUGCUGCAGAAGGAACACAAAGGAGACCUGGUGUGCAGCAGCUAUCUUUACCUGAAAGACCCUCCUGGCAGAUAAACAUGUGAUGACUUUGCCCAGUGAUGCAUUGAUACAGGAGCCACUGAGCCCCGGCAGGGCAGUUUCUACAAGUUUUUACCAGGGAUAGAUAGACUGUGGGUCUGUGUAUGUGCCUUUAACAGAAAAGAGGUGGUGUUUCCCGUGUAUCUGAUAACUGUACAGCAGGUGAUUGUUCCCUUUGGAAUCUGGGGGGCGGGAGGGGACACAAUAUUCAGAAUUCUGAAUGAAUAUCACAAAAUGUUCUGCUUUUAUUUCUGUGGGGUUUUGUGGAGGGUAUUUGUUUUAGUCUUUGUUUUACUUUUUAUGGAAAACAUCUGAUCUGACAUCAUAGCUUCAGAAAUACUGAAUGACUUGGUUUCCCAUACAUUGAAAUAGGUAACAGAGUAGAUGAAUCAUAAAUUGUAAUCAACCUUGACCUUGGGUGUAAGAUAUUUAGUAGUUAAAAUAUAGGUCAGUGAUGGAGGAUUUGCCAGUAUGCCCUACUUCAAUCCUGAAUUUGAUCCCCAGCACAACAAAAAUAAAACUAAAAAUAAUAAAUGAUAAAACAUGCAGGGUCCAUGGAAGUCCAAUCUGGGUCUUAAGAGCUCUCAAAGGAGGAGAAACCAGCACAUAAAUUGGGCCUAUUGAGUAGAAAGUGGAGGAGAACGCUAACAGUCAGAGUUCAUAUGUUCUAGUGGGCAGAGAAGGUGAGGCUGAGCUGAGAGCAAGGGGGGACUGUGAAUGAUGAUGCAUGAUGGGAAGCACAGGGGAGGCUCCUGUCACUCAAGGCCACAGACACAUUGGCUUGCAGGGACUAGGACACAGCUGUCCACAGGGCCAUCUGCUGACUUUAGAGGUUCCCAGGCCACAGGACUCCAAUGGAGAAAGCAAGCACAAGUCCAGAAGAGACUGUGGCACAGAAGGUCAGAGGCAGGACAAGCUAAAGCUGAGGCGCAAGUACAUGAGGGGGAGUGUGAGCUUUAGGGAGGUGGCUGAGGUAAAAAUUUGAAAUUAAUAAAACAAAUCUAAGCUCUUCUGAAAACAAAUUCCUUGGCUUAAAAUCGAAUGAAAAUGUCAGAAAUUUGCUUUAUUGUUUGUAUUGUUUUAAAUGGUUAUCCAUAUAGUGGCUUAUUUUGUUUUUUAAUUUGGUUUCUUGGUGAUAAGGGUGGUUACUGGAAAAAUAUUUUCUUGUCAUGGGUGAGUACUUCUAAAUACUAAAAUGAGUAGCGUCUUUUGCAUACAAAUUACUUCUGGAAGUUGAUGUACUAGAAUCUGGAGAGUAUAAAUCUUAAUAAAGUACU
Messenger RNA from Cricetulus griseus (Chinese hamster), 5657 nucleotides. Lineage: Eukaryota; Metazoa; Chordata; Mammalia; Rodentia; Cricetidae. The record is from RefSeq and is a predicted model, not a curated record.